AUGGCAUCGUCAUCGUCGAGACUAGCCAAGAGGGCCACCGCAUCAAUCACACGGUCCUCGGGGCAGUCGGUCAGCCGGACAGCCUUGCCACUGGCACGCUCUUCUUCCCGACACUCCACCUUAUCUCCCGAAAGCGGCCCAAGCACGUCGCUUCUCAGUCGCCGCAGCAGACGAUUCAGCAUCUCGGCCACCGCGCAGAGACUCCGACCAGCAGCACCCCUCAACACCGCCGACUUCGGCGUCGCAAAGUCGGACCAUGAGAAGGACAAUGAGGAGCUGCGCGCUCUCUUCGACGCACCGCCUUCUUCCUCAUCAGCCAACAGCUUGCGGGGCUCCGGCCCUCCGACUGGUUUGUUCGAGAUCCCAACCCUCACCUCGCCGCAGAACUUCCUCAUCCUCGCUCAGCAGACAUUGGCUCGUGCCCAGCUUUUGGUCGACCGCAUCGACAGGGCCGGCCACGCAGAUGCCACCACAGCAGAAGGGGUCAAGGAGCUCAAAGAGGUCGUGCGCAAUCUGGAUCGCCUCAGCGACCUGCUCUGCGGUGUCAUUGAUAUGGCCGAGCUCGUGCGCAACGCGCACCCAGACCCGGAAUGGGCGGAGGCUGCCAACGCCGCGUACGAGUAUUUGUGCGGCUACAUGAACGUGCUCAACACCCACGUCGGGCUGUACAGCGUGCUCAAGAACAUCCUCUCCACUCCCGACAUCGCUUCGACACUGUCGUCCGAGGCGACCGCCGUGGCCCAGGUCUUUUUGCGCGACUUUGAAAAGUCCGGCAUCCACCUUCCCCCAGCAGAACGAGAGCAGUUCGUCAAGCUCAGCGACGAGAUUCUCGUGCUCGGCCGCGGCUUCCUUCAGGACAUCGCAGGCAACGAUGCAUCCGACGACUUUUCGCGCAGCGCCGGCGCAAAGGCUGAUGUCGACCCGAACGACACCGUCGAGCUGCCUACCGACUGGCUGCAAGACGUCAAUCCGACGGUGCUCAAGGCGGUCCGCGCAAGUGCGAUCACCGACCGCGACGGCCUGCUCACCUUCUCGGCCGCCGACCAGCCGUGGGUGUUCCAGACGCUGCUCAAGUAUGCGCCAGACGAGCGCGCGCGCAAGGCGGCGUUCCGUGCGGCCAACUACGGCAGCCAGGCGCAGGUGCAGCGUCUGGAGCGUCUGCUCAAGGCGCGGGCCGAGCUCGCCACGCUCACGGGCGCUGGCUCGUACGCCGAGAUGGCGCUCGGCGACAAGAUGGCCAAGCAGCCGCAGAACGUCGAGCAGUUCCUGCGCGCGCUCACCAACCACCACCGCCCACGCGCCGCCAAGGACCUGGACAAGCUGCGCACGCUCAAGCACACCGCCUCGGUCGCGGCAAAGUCCGGCAGCAAGGCGACAGGCGGCAUGUUCAACCCAGCGCCCACAUUGCCCGAGUUCGCACCAUGGGACCGCGACAUCUACACCGAGCAGCACUUCCGCUCGCCGUCGCUGCGCAGCGUGCAGCCGCUCUCACCGUACCUCAGCCUGGGCUCGGUGUUUGCAGGUCUGUCGCGCCUGUUCAGCUCGUUGUACGGCAUCCGCUUCCGUGCGUCCAUGGUGGCGCCGGGCGAGGUGUGGAGCGAGGGGCCCGGCGAUGUCAUGAAGGUCGAGGUGCUCGACGAGCGCGAGGGUGCGCGUGGCAGCGCCGGUUCUGCGGAAGGUCUGAUCGGCACGAUCUAUGCGGAUCUGUGGAGCCGAGAGGGCAAGCCUGGUGGAGCGGCACAUUACACGGUGCGCUGCUCGCGCCGCGUGGACAAGGACGACGAGGCGGGUGACUUUGCGCACGGUCGUGCGGAAGACGGUCGCGUCUUGCGACCCGAAGAUCUAGGCGGGCAGGGGUAUGGGAACCCGCUGCAGGCACCUACGUUCGAGCAGCGCGAGCGCGCCGGGCGGUACCAGCUGCCUGUUGUGGUUCUCAUGUGCGACUUUGCGCGUCCCGGCGGAGGUGGGGGGCAGGGACCGUGUCUGUUGGGCUGGCACGAGGUCGAGACGCUGUUCCACGAGAUGGGGCAUGCCAUUCACUCGAUGAUUGGCCGCACGUCGUACCACAAUGUCUCGGGCACACGCUGUGCGACCGACUUUGUCGAGCUGCCCUCGAUCCUCAUGGAGCACUUUGUGCAGUCGCCGCAGGUCGUGUCGAUCCUUGCAAGGCAUCACAAGACCGGCGCCUCGCUGCCAUUCGAGCAUCUGCAGGCGCAUCUACAGGCAUCCAAGUCGCUCGAGAGCCUCGACACCUACCACCAGAUUCUCCUUGCGCGGCUCGAUCAGAUGUACCACUCCACGCUUGCAGCCGACAAGGGCUUCGACUCUACCCAGGCCUACGCUGCGCUCGACCGCGAAAUGGCGCUCUCCGGCAGCGAGUACCUCUCGUACACCCAAGGUGCCAAUCCUCAGGUCAGGUUCGGCCACCUCUUCGGCUACGGCUCGACGUACUACUCGUACCUGCUGGACCGUGUGAUUGCAAGCAAGAUCUGGAACCACCUGUUUGCCAAGGAUCCACUCGACCGAGCUGCGGGCGAAACCUUUAAAUCGCAAUGCCUCAAGUUCGGCGGCGGCAAAGAUCCAUGGCACAUCCUUGCGGACGUGCUCAAGCAGGACAAUAUCCGCGACGGAGACUCGCACGCCAUGCAACAGGUCGGCCGUUGGGGCAUCGAGUAG
Moesziomyces antarcticus is the source of this 2676-nucleotide messenger RNA. RefSeq names its product mitochondrial intermediate peptidase. The record is from RefSeq and is a predicted model, not a curated record. Gene Ontology annotation, molecular function: metalloendopeptidase activity. The transcript has a single exon. Lineage: Eukaryota; Fungi; Basidiomycota; Ustilaginomycetes; Ustilaginales; Ustilaginaceae. Gene Ontology annotation, biological process: peptide metabolic process. The coding region runs from base 1 to 2676 and encodes 891 amino acids. Gene Ontology annotation, cellular component: mitochondrion.